Molecule: messenger RNA, 7765 nt
Organism: Panthera uncia (snow leopard)
Lineage: Eukaryota; Metazoa; Chordata; Mammalia; Carnivora; Felidae
Gene: HDAC4
Product: histone deacetylase 4
Exons: 26
Coding region: 1159-4509 (1116 amino acids)
Biological process (GO): chromatin organization; negative regulation of transcription by RNA polymerase II
Cellular component (GO): histone deacetylase complex
Molecular function (GO): histone deacetylase activity
Source: RefSeq, a predicted model, not a curated record
UACGGAUACGGUGUCUGUGUGGAUACAGAUGGCUGUGCGGAUAUGGCGUCUCUGCAGAUACGAAUGUCUGCACAGGUAUGGUGUCUGUGUGGAUAUGGAUGUCUGUAUGGAUACGGACAUCUGUGCGGAUACGAUGUCUAUGUGAAUACCUUGGCUAUAUGGAUACAGCGUCUGUAUGGAUAUGGUGUCUGUGUGGAUACAGACAGCUGUACGGAUACGGUGUCUGUAUGGAUGUGGACAUCUGUACAGAUGAGAAUGUCUGUAUGGAUACAGUGUUUGUGCAGAUAUGGACUGCUGUGCAGAUACAGGUGUCUGUAUGGAUACAAAUGUCUGUGCAGAUGUGGAUGGCUGUGGAUACGGUGUCUGUAAGGAUACGAAUGUCUGUACUGAUACGGUGUCUGUACAGAUAAUGGCGUUUAUGUGGUUAUAGACAGUGGUGCGGAUAUGGUGUCGGCGCAGAUACGAAUAUCUGCACGGAUACGGAUAUAUGUGCAGAUAUGGUGUCUGUACAGAUACGGUGGCUGUACAGAUACAGACGUCUGUAUGGAUAUGGACGUCUGUAUGGAUACGGUGUCUGUAUGGACGUGGUGUCUGGAUACGGACGGCUGUACGGAUACGAUGUGUAUGGAUAUGGAUGUCUGUGCGAUGGGCCAGGUGGAAGUACGCACAAAUGAAAAACCACAUGGUGGGAACAGGCUUGUGUAGAUUUUUCUUCUAAAAUGUUUCGCGUCGAUCCUGCCAAGGCUUAGCACCGCUGCUCUACAACGUGUUUUCACACCUAUUUACUAACAAAACCCCCAGGUGGUUUGUAUCUGGAGAGCCGAUCCCACGGCAGACCGUUUACCAUCGGUAGUAAAAUCCGUGAGGCCAACUCAGUUGUUUUCCUCAGUUGUUGCUGUCGGAUGAGAGCCUUCACACCCUCACUGACGCUGCUUUUCCUUCUCUAACCACACAGGUCACCUCCUGAGAGCCCGCCUCUUGGAUGACCUGGCCUACGACGCGAGGUCAGCAAGACUGGGAGUUCUCGUGGCCGUGCGCCAGCACUCCCUGCUGCUGUCCGUGUAUGUGUCCGUGGAACUCGGGGGCUCUUUGGAGCUGUUGUUUACGUGGAAGUUGUGAGCCGUUGUGAACCGCUUAAAGGAGUGCACGUUGCUAGCAAUGAGCUCCCAAAGCCAUCCAGAUGGACUUUCUGGCCGAGACCAGCCUGUGGAACUGCUAAACCCUGCCCGCGUGAACCACAUGCCCAGCACGGUGGAUGUGGCCUCCGCGCUGCCUUUGCAGGUCGCGCCCCCGGCGGUGCCCAUGGACCUCCGCCUGGACCACCAGUUCGCGCUGCCCGUGGCGGAGCCCACCCUCCGGGAGCAGCAGCUGCAGCAGGAGCUGCUGGCCCUCAAGCAGAAGCAGCAGCUGCAGAGGCAGAUCCUCAUUGCCGAGUUCCAGAGGCAGCACGAGCAGCUCUCCCGGCAGCACGAGGCCCAGCUGCACGAGCACAUCAAGCAACAGCAGGAGCUGCUGGCCAUGAAGCACCAGCAGGAGCUUCUGGAACACCAGCGGAAGCUGGAGAGGCACCGCCAGGAGCAGGAGCUGGAGAAGCAGCACCGGGAGCAGAAGCUGCAGCAGCUCAAGAACAAGGAGAAAGGCAAAGAGAGUGCCGUGGCCAGCACAGAAGUGAAGAUGAAGCUUCAGGAGUUUGUCCUCAAUAAGAAGAAGGCGCUGGCCCACCGGAACCUGAACCACUGCAUCUCCAGCGACCCGCGCUACUGGUACGGGAAAACACAGCACAGCUCCCUCGACCAGAGCUCCCCGCCCCAGAGCGGGGUGUCGGCCUCCUACAACCACCCGGUCCUGGGAAUGUACGACACCAAAGACGAUUUCCCGCUCAGAAAAACAGCCUCUGAACCCAAUUUGAAAUUGCGGUCCAGGCUAAAGCAGAAGGUGGCCGAAAGACGGAGCAGCCCGCUGCUACGCAGAAAAGAUGGGCCCGUGGUUACCGCUCUAAAGAAGCGUCCAUUGGAUGUCACAGACUCGGCCUGCAGCAGCGCCCCGGGCUCCGCGCCCAGCUCGCCCAACAACAGCUCCGGGAAUGUCAGCACCGAGAAUGGGAUCGCGCCCGCCGUCGCGAGCAUCCCCGCCGAGACCAGCUUGGCCCACAGGCUCGUGACUCGAGAAGGUUCCGUGGCCCCGCUCCCCCUCUACACGUCACCGUCCUUGCCCAACAUCACGCUGGGACUGCCCGCCACUGGCCCUUCCGCUGGGACGGCAGGUCCGCAGGAGGCCGACAGGCUCACUCUCCCCGCCCUCCAGCAGCGGAUCUCCCUCUUUCCCGGCACGCACCUCACCCCCUACCUGAGCACGGCGCCCCUGGAGCGGGACGGUGGGGCUUCACACAACCCGCUGCUACAGCACAUGGUCUUACUGGAGCAGCCGCCUGCGCAGACGCCCCUCGUCACAGGCCUGGGCGCGCUGCCCCUGCACGCGCAGGCGCUGGUGGGAGCGGACCGCGUGUCCCCGUCCGUGCACAAGCUGCGGCAGCACCGCCCGCUGGGGCGCACGCAGUCGGCCCCGCUGCCCCAGAACGCGCCGGCCCUGCAGCACCUGGUCAUCCAGCAGCAGCACCAGCAGUUUCUGGAGAAGCACAAGCAGCAGUUCCAGCAGCAGCUGCACAUGAGCAAGAUUAUCCCCAAACAGAGCGAGCCGGCCCGGCAGCCCGAGAGCCAUCCCGAGGAGACGGAGGAGGAGCUUCGUGAGCACCAGGCCCUCCUGGAGGAGCCCUACCUGGACCGGCUCUCUGGGCAGAAGGAGGCACACGCGCUGGCCGGCGUCCAAGUGAAGCAGGAGCCCAUCGAGAGUGAUGACGAGGAGGCGGAGCCCCCGCGGGAGGUAGAGCCGGGCCAGCGCCAGCCCACCGAGCAGGAGCUGCUCUUCAGACAGCAAGCCCUCCUACUGGAACAGCAGCGUAUCCACCAGCUGAGGAACUACCAGGCGUCCAUGGAGGCGGCCGGCAUCCCCGUGUCCUUCGGCGGCCACCGGCCUCUGUCCCGGGCGCAGUCGUCCCCGGCGUCUGCCACCUUCCCCAUGUCCGUGCAGGAGCCCCCCACCAAACCGAGGUUCACCACAGGCCUCGUGUACGACACGCUGAUGCUGAAACACCAGUGUACCUGUGGGAACACUAACAGCCACCCCGAGCACGCGGGGCGGAUCCAGAGCAUCUGGUCUCGGCUGCAGGAGACCGGCCUCCGGGGCAAAUGCGAGUGCAUACGCGGACGGAAGGCCACCCUGGAGGAGCUGCAGACGGUGCAUUCGGAGGCGCACGCCCUGCUCUAUGGCACGAACCCCCUCAACAGGCAGAAACUGGACAGUAAGAAACUUCUAGGCUCGCUAACCUCGGUGUUUGUCAGGCUGCCCUGCGGUGGUGUCGGGGUGGACAGCGACACCAUAUGGAACGAGGUGCACUCGUCGGGCGCGGCCCGCCUGGCCGUGGGCUGCGUGGUGGAACUGGUCUUCAAGGUGGCCACGGGGGAGCUGAAGAACGGCUUUGCCGUGGUCCGCCCCCCAGGACACCACGCGGAGGAGAGCACGCCCAUGGGGUUCUGCUACUUUAAUUCUGUAGCCAUCGCAGCCAAGCUUCUCCAGCAACGGCUGGACGUGAGCAAGACCCUCAUCGUGGACUGGGACGUGCACCACGGAAAUGGAACCCAGCAGGCCUUCUACAACGAUCCCAACGUCCUCUAUAUCUCCCUUCACCGCUAUGACGAUGGCAACUUCUUCCCGGGCAGUGGGGCACCAGACGAGGUGGGCACAGGCCCAGGUGUGGGCUUCAACGUCAACAUGGCUUUCACUGGUGGCCUCGAUCCCCCCAUGGGAGACGCGGAGUAUUUGGCGGCCUUCAGAACCGUGGUCAUGCCCAUCGCCAGUGAGUUCGCCCCAGACGUGGUACUCGUGUCUUCAGGCUUCGACGCCGUGGAGGGCCACCCCACGCCACUCGGCGGCUACAACCUCUCCGCCAGAUGUUUCGGGUACCUGACGAAGCAGCUGAUGGGCCUGGCUGGCGGCCGGAUUGUUCUGGCCCUGGAGGGGGGCCACGACCUCACGGCCAUCUGCGACGCCUCGGAAGCAUGUGUUUCUGCUUUGCUGGGCAACGAGCUUGAUCCUCUCCCGGAAAAGGUUCUGCAGCAGAGACCCAAUGCUAACGCUGUCCGGUCCAUGGAGAAAGUCAUAGAAAUCCACAGCCAGUACUGGCGCUCCCUGCCGCGCCUCUGCUCCACGGUGGGACACUCUCUGGUAGAGGCCCAGAAGUGCGAGAACGAGGAAGCCGAGACUGUCACCGCCAUGGCCUCCCUGUCCGUGGGCGUGAAGCCCGCGGAGAAGAGAUUGGAUAGCUUCCAGAUCGCCAACGAGUCCGCCACUGGACGGCUGCCUUCGGGUGUGAGCUGUCCUUCCCGCUCUUUCCGGACGGGACCCUCCUGGUCCGAGCCUCCUCGCACAUAUUUACCUAAUGAGUUUUUAUAGCAAAGGAUAGACAUUUGCUGUUGAUUUUUGUAUGAAUUUUCCACAAGGAGAUCCUGAAUAAGCAUUGUUUUGUGAAUUUUACAUUUUGUUCUCACCAUUUAGCAGUUUCCUGAAUGGUAAUAAUGUCUAAACCUUUUUUCUUUCUAAAUUCCUGCUUGUACAUUUUUUUUUUAAACUUUUAAAGGUUUUUUUUUUUUAUUAUUAUUUUCAUUGUUGUUUAUUUUCGUACAGCGAGCAGUUUGCUGCGGUGCACGGAACUGCCCUCGGUUUGUUUUCAGAAAGUGAGCUCGAGGUGGGGGAGUUGGCGUGCAGGCUCCUGGCGGUGACUGGCUGUCCCAGCCCCGCCCCCCACGGCUGCGCCCAUUAGCGAGGGGCUUUUCUUCCCUCCACACCGGUAGUGUUACAGGGGGUGCUGUGUUUUCCCCUCGGCAGCCGCGCGGGGAGGAUCGCAGGGUCACUUGCCAGACGCCUCGGGCCGUCAGCACUCAUGAAACUCCUGUUUCAACUUGCCUGGCCACGUUGUCAGGAUAGGAUUUUAAAUUCAGUUUUCCAAAGACCUUUUAAAGCAUGUCAGCAAAAUGCAUGGGGCCGGAGUGAGGCCCACACCUGUUCUGGGUUUUUCCGCCGCGGCCACACGGCCGGGGGCCGGCCGAAAGCAGCAGGCCCCGGAUUUUGGAGCCUGUGGCUGCGGGAGCCUAGGGGCCCCCCGCCGCCUGGCGAGCCUGCAGGGACAGCACAGAUUCCUGACCAGGGCAGCCAGUCUUUGCUCUUUUUGUCUUGGACAGUAACUGACCGUCACUUUUUACUGGUAACUUAUUUUUCAGCACUUGAAGACACCAGUUUCAUUCCAAAGCAUGUAGUGAGUUCAGAGCCGCGGGGAGAGUUCGGGCACGGCGCUCCCGUCAGGAGGGAGCCCCAAGCCACGUUUCGGAGUCUGGUCGCAUUCACAGGGUAGCUUCUGAGACACUGACGCAGGCGGACUCCUGACCGAGCGAAUCCAGAUUCUUAGGUUGGCUCGGUCACGGGGACGUUGGUGGUCAGGUCCAGGACAGCGGCCUGAGAGUAGGACAGAAAGGUCUUGGGGCAGGUGUGACUGCACCCCCUCCCGCCGGCCCCUCCUUGCUGCGGGGCCCAGCCCACCUUGGCGGGAGGAGCCGGUGCACGGGAGCCAGCUCGGCCAUCCGGGCCGGUGCAGAGCGGCCCGUGGCCAACCGGGGCCCUGCUCCACGCGGCCCACGGGCCCCCCCCCCCGCCACCGGCCGGCCCCGGCUCUCGGAGAGGAAGAGGUCAUCUCACGCUUUUUACAGUGACUGGGUCAGGGAGCCGUCCGAGGGGGGGCUUGCUCCCCGUCUCCUGCGGGGAGACCCCUCGGCAGAGAGGCCUGGGGGGCGCGGCUGCUGUGUCCGCGCGCCCCAGCCCCACAGAUGUGCUUAAAGCAUUACCGUGUAGCCUUUUCUUUUCUUUGAAGACACACUCGGCCCUUCCCCGCCGCCAGCCGCCAGGGUCUGCAGGACCCCCGCGCCGAGGGGGGUGGGGGGCGCCUCCCAUCUCCCCUCUCCGGUCCUUGCGCCUAAUUUAGCCUUUUUCUUCCUUUGCCAAGGCCUCGGGGGCACCGGCCGGGGGUCAGCGAGCGAGCACUUUAGGUCCCCCCGCGGGACUCCCCACGAUGCUGCCGGGGACGCGUGGCGCCCGCCCUUUCGGCUCCCGCCGCGCCCCGGCGUGCCCGAGCCCCACCAGCAGGCGGCCGCCCGGCUCCGGAGGGCCGCUUUGUCAGAGUGUCUCGGUUUUUCUCCACUUACUUUCGAACACCCGUUUCCAGAGGAAGGACCGCCGGGUGCUGCUCCGCACGGAAGCCAGGGCGGCAGAGUUUGUCGGUUUUAAUUUUCGAUCAGAACAUUCCUCCUUCGCUGGUCACAGCCACGUGCUCAUUCCAUUCUUUUUGUAGACUUUCGGGCCCACGUGUUUUAUGGGCAUUGAUACAUAUAUAAAUAUAUAUAUAAACAUAUAUGAAUCUAUUUUUUUAAGUUCCUACACCUGGAGGUUGCAUGGACUGUGAGGCCGGCAUGUCUAUAUCGUACACAGAUUUUGCACGCCAGACUCGGCAGCUUUGGGGAAGAGGAAAAUGCCUUUUCGUUCCCCUCUCACGACAUUUGCAGAUUCGACAGAUGGGAGUUUUUCUGUAAAACGAAACCUUGAAGGAGAGUCGGUGGGGGGGAGGGGGGGGAACGUUUGCGUCUUACUGAACCUAUUCUUAAGAAAUUGUACUUUUUAUUGUAAGAAAAAGAAAAAAGGACUACUUAAACAUUUGUCAUAUUAAGAAACAAAGUUUAUCUAGCACUUGUGACAUACCAAUAAUAGAGUUUAUUGUAUUUAUGUGGAAACAGUUGUUUUAGGGAAACUACACAGAAUUCGAGGUGAACUGCCCGUCUCUCUUCCGUUGACUUGGAGGCAUUUGCCUCGCUUUGUUUUGUUUGUUCCUUGGAUCUUGCACAGGGCCAGGCGCGCGCGCUGCCCUCCGGCCGGCCCGGUGGCCGCCGACGGUGACGGUGCACAGCCCCGGAGAGCCCCUUUCCGCACAGCUGUGGUGACUUUCUAGUUACUUGUAGACCACGCGUGGCCAAGAUGUCACUUUAAGCCGAGAGUCGUGACCUGUGUGAGCGCCGCGGGCUCAGACCCUCCUUUGCAUGGAGAGGAGACCCUUUCUUCCUCGCCACGACGCGGAGCUCGUCCCCGGCCCGGCUCGCCUCGUCCGACGUGACGACAAGUCUGCGCCCGGAGGAACGAGCAGGCAGACACUUUUGUUUGUUGGGGUUUUCGGUGUGUGUGCCCCGCGGGGGAGGCGCUCUUUCCCAGUUGAUGAGAAUGACCCGUAUUAUAAUAUACACAAGGGGGGCUGACCCCGUUUGCCCAAGAGCUUGCACAGAGCUGCGGCGCCGCCGCGGCCCGCGUGUGGCCCGUCGGCGCGCUCCGGGCCGGGUCCUCGCCGCGGCAGCCUCCCGUUUUCUUCUGUAACGUAAUCCGUUCCCUCCGAUCGUCUGGACCUUCCAGUGGUCGUUUCUUUCUUUUUGCUCCGUGGAGUUGGAGAUUCUGUUCCCGGUUUUCUCAUUCUCGUUCUGUUCCGUGUGGGCGGGUUUUCACCGACGGCCGUGUCCCCUCCUUUGACUGCCGACUCCACUCCACCCGGAGUCCAGUGUUUUGUACCUCAUCAGACAGCUUGUUGCUCUCGUGGUGUAAAUAAAACAGCAUCUCUGGUUUC